Messenger RNA from Symbiodinium natans, 21894 nucleotides. NCBI's taxonomy places the organism in Eukaryota, Dinophyceae, Suessiales, Symbiodiniaceae. The record is from the annotation of a GenBank genome assembly.
AUGCCCUUGUAUGGCUGCGUACGCCUUGGCUUGAGCUUGUUCAUGCCUGAUUCUGGCAGCUCCGGCCCUAUGAUGCCAACACGAAGCUUUGCCAGGCUGGGCCUACCGACGUUAACUUUGGAUUUUUUGCACUUGGGCCUUUCGGCAUCCUUGAGAUCGAUGCUUCACACUGGCCCGGGGCUGUCAGUUUUUGGAAUGGCCUGGCCUGAUGCCUCGCUUUUCGCGCUCGACUUCAUCCAUUUGGAAUUCACGAUCUCGCUGAAGGCUUUCGCACACUUGGACUCCCUUUUGCCAGCAGUAGGACUGGCCCGGUCGGGUCUGUCGCUUUUGAUCCCAGACUUCAUUCAUCUGGACUUGUCCCUGCCUCUCAGAGGCCUUGCGCAAACCGGCUCAUCACCACCAGCAUAUGGCAUGACGAGGCCCGAGCUUUUGACGCUGAUCUCAGACAUGUGCCACCUUGGCUUGCCCUUGCUGCCUCGAUCCCUUAUAUGCCCUGGCCUUGUGGCGCCCGUCUACGGCAUGGUUUGUAUGGGCCUUCUCUUGCCAGCCUUGGAUUUCGUGCACUUGGACUUCAGUUUGCUGCUUCGACACCCCGCGUGCUUCGGCUCACCACCUCCAACUUAUGGGUUUAUGUGCGUCGGCCUUCUGCUGUUGAUUUCGGACUACAUGUCAGUUGAUAGUCCCUUGCUGCUGCGAGGUUACAGCCGGCUGGGCUUCAUGAUUUCCGUCUACGGUAUGAGUACUACAGAGUCCCUGCCGUCCAUAUUGGACUUUGCGACUUUUGGCAGCGCACCUUCUUCAAAGAGCUUCAUGUGCACGGAGCUGCUUCUGCCCGUGUUUGGCCUGUCCUGGCCUGGCUUGUUACUGCCAGCCCCAGAUCACAUUCUCCCUGAACCCGCCUCAUUCCUGCAAAGCUCUGCGCGCCCGGAGUUCUCCCUCUCGGUGUACGGGGUCGCUUGGCCAGGCAGUCUGCCGCUCGUGCCGGAUCAUUUCAGCGUCGGCGUGUCGAUGCCUCCGCAUGGCUUCGUGAGACCCGACUUGCCUCUUUCGGCCUCUGGCUUGUCGCAAUUAGGCCUGAGCAUCUUCGUGCUGGACCGCAUUUCAUCAGGAAGUCCCCUUUUGGUGCAGGCCCCUGUCCGACUUGGGCCUAGCCUGCUUGCGUCUGGCAUGUCUUGGCUGGGAAUUCCGUUGUCAGUGCUGGACUAUGUCCACUCGGAACUUCCAAUGCUGCUCCAAACUCCUGCCUACACUGGCUUGCUGCCGACAGCUUCUGGGCUGGCUCGCUCGGGAAGCAUGUUUCUGGCACUUGACCACACGAACUCCGGAAGCGCACUGCCGAUUCAAACAAUUGUUUGCCCUGGUGCGGCCUUACUGGCCUAUGGCUUGUGCAAGCUCGGCCUGCUGCUGCUGGUGCUGGACCUUCUUACGCUGGGCCUGAUCACGUCUCUAAGAGCCUUCGCCUGCUUUGGCCUGGCAGUGUUUACAUUUGGCAUGACGCGGCUUGGGCUCUCGCCUACUUUGCUGGACCUCGGCCUCUUGCUGCCGAUCCUGGAUUCCAUUCAUCCAGGCCUGUCGCCACUCGUGUUGGACCUCACUCACUUCGGGUUGGUGAUGCUUCCUCGCAGCUUCUUGCAAGUGGGGCCUUCGACGCCGGUCUACGGCAUCGCAUGCUGCGGCUUGCUUAUGCCAAUCCUAGAUUUCGUUCAUUCAGACCUCGUGCUUUUGCCAAGGACUCUUGCUCACGCUGGCCCCAUGCUUUCGGUGUACGGCAUGAGCUGCCUGGGCUUCAGCCUGCUUUCACCAGACUGCGGAUAUUUGGAUGCCUCAUCGUUCCUGCAUUCUCUUGCUUGGUCGGGCUUUUUGUUGCUCGCCUACGGACUCACGAAGCCUGGCUUCCUUCUGCUAGUGCUCGACUACGUGCACAUAGACUCUCCCUUGCUGCUUCGUGGGCUCAGUCGCACGGACCUGCCAAUUCCAGUGUACGGCAUGGCAAGGCCCGACUCACCCUCCCCUGCUUUGGAUCACAUCAACAUUGGCUUUCUUUCGCCUGUGCAUUCGCACGCUCGCGUGGGCUUUCCCCCAUUGGUCUAUGGAGUGACACGCUUGGAAAGCCUUCUGUCUCCUCCUGACUUCAUUACAAUUGGGUCGUUGCCGCUGCUGCGUAGCCUUGCCCAGCUUGGAUCUUUGCCACCUGCCUAUGGAUUGACGCGCAUAGGCUCCUUGUUGUCAGUGCUGGAUUCCGUCGAAAUUGAGUCACCUCUCCCAGCCCAAAUGCCUGUCUGUUUGGGUUCCUUGAUAUUCACAUCUGGCAUCGCCAGAUUGGAGUCACCUUUGCCAGCUCUUGACAUGAUGGCUACAGAAUUAUCGCUAUUCUUGCAUGCGUCCAGUCGGAUGGAGUCGAUGCCCCCUGUCUAUGGCAUGGUCUGGUCAGGCUUUCCUCCUCCUGCAACGGACUUUGUGAAGCCAGGGCUGCUCCUGCUGUCGCGGAGCUACACUCACCCUGGCUCCUUGAUGCCGGUACUUGACUCCAUUCAUCCGGACAGCAGCCUGUCACUUCGGGGACCUUUCUGUACAGGACCUGUGCUGCUUAUCUAUGGUCUGUCAUGGCUCGGAUCGCCGCUGCCAGUUUCAGACUACAUGCACACCGGGUCAUUGCUGCCAGCACAAGGGCUCGCCAGGUCCGAGCCAGUGCUGCUUGCAUAUGGAAUGACUUGCUUGGAUGCAUCCUCCUCCCUCCUCGACUGCGUUCACCUUGGCUUGCUGAUGCUGCUCCGUGCUUUCGCUCGCAUUGGCUUACCGCCAUCAGCCUUUGGUGUGUCAAGGUUGGAAUUGCCCUUGCCGGUGCUUGACCACAUCCAGACUGGGCCGGCCACGCUGUUGCAUGGACUCUUUCUGCCUCUCCGCGGUGCUGCUCGGCCGGGGCUGGGACCCUUGGCCUAUGGAAUGACGUGUUCAGAGCUUUCCUUGCUCACCUUGGACUUGGUGCAUUUGGGUGUUUUCUCGUCGCACCUGCGAAUCGGGCUGACGUUGUCGGCCUUUGGCAUGACAUGCUUGGACCUGAUACUGCUGAUAUUGGUGGGCCUCAUGCCACUUGUCUCCGGCUUGACAAGGUUGGAGUUGUUUCUGUCUCUCCCGGACUUUGCUAGCUUGGGCUUGAUGCUGCCACCCCGUGGAUUUGUGCGCAUGGACCCCUUUCCGCUUGCUUUUGGCAUGACGUCCGAGUCCAUUGGCAUACGGCAUCUUCUGAACUGGAUCCUUCUCGUCGGCCUACGGGAUGAUGAGGAUGGGCUCAUUUCCGUCCACGUCGGAUUACUCCAACCUCGGAUCGGUCCCUUGACAUCGAUCCCUGACGUCACAUCACUUGGCCCAAGUUUGCCUCUCCAUUCUUUUGUCCACCUCGAUGUCUCGCCUUUCGUGUAUGGCUUGACCCGCACGGGCUCUUCACUGCUGGUGCUCGAUCUCGUCCACACUGGUUUCUCACUUUCUGCCAGAGGCCACGCGCGCUUUGACCUACCUCUCCCAACCUUUGGCAUCUCUCGCCUGGACCUGCUGUCAUCCGUGUCAGACGUGGUGUGUUCGGGAAGCCUCAUGUCUUUGCACGGCCUUCUGCGAAUGGGCCUGCUUCUGCCUCUCUAUGGGCUGAGCUGGCCAGGGUUGCCACCUUCGGUUUCGGAUGCCUGCACGCUGGGCUCUCUGUUGCCGCCGCGCUCCCUCGUCUACUGUGGCGCUCCCCUGCCAGCUUUUGGAUUGGUGAAGUCAGGUUCGUUGACAUCGACGUCGGAUCCUGUGUCACCGGGCUUGUCCACGCCACCUAGAACGCCCCUGAGACUCGGCUUAUUCAUGCUCAUGUAUGGAGUAGCGUGCCUGGGCCUCUUUCUGCUGGUGUUGGACCCUGCGGCCCCCGGCAGCCCUUUACCAAUCCGAAGUUUUUUGAGGCUUGGCUUUUCUUUGCCCGCAUCUGGCAUGUCAACGCCCGGCUUGCCUCCGCCACCAUUGGAUCCCUCGACUCCCGAAUCGAUGCUGCUUGCAAGAUCGCCUGCCCGCCCUGACUCGAUGCUGCUUGUUUAUGGUUUGACUCGACUCGGGCUAACCCCUUUGGUGCCAGACUCCGUCCACUCUGAGUUGCCCAUGUCCCUCCGCAGCGUCAUCUGUUUGGGCAGCUCACCCUCUGCGUACGGACUCGUGUGUCUCGGAUUGCCCCUGCUGCCUCCCGACCUUGCGGAUCCCGGCUUGUCCCCCUCUGUGCACGGCUUCUGCCAACCAGGCCUGUCGAUCUUCGUUUAUGGCAUCUCAACACCUGGUCCGUCGAUGCUUGCGCUGGACCUCAUCCAGCCAGAGUCUACAACGUCACUCCAUAGCCUCUUGCGGCUAGAGCCGACGAUGCCUGUGUACGGGAUGAGUUUUUCGGGCCCGUUGCUGUUCAUCCCUGAUUUCAUCAAUGCCGAGCCAUCCAUCUUGCUGCGCAGCUUUUUGUGUUUGGGUCUGUCCUUGCUGGCCUACGGCCUGAACUGCUUGGGAUUGUCCUUGCUGCUCUUGGACUUUGCACACCUUGGCAGUGCUCCGCCCACUCGCGGACUUGUUUGGUUGGGCUUGGUCUUGUCGGCCUAUGGCAUCGUGCGCCCUGAUCUCUUGCUACUUGUGCUGGACUUUGCUGAGUCUGAGCCACUGACACCGACCCGUGCCUUCGCUUGCCUGGACUUGCCAAUGCUGGCCUUCGGCAUCGCUUGGUUGGGCUCGAGCAUGUCUGUGCUGGAUUUCGCUUGCUCGGACAGCGCCUCAUCUUCAAGGUCAUCCGUUCGCCUCGAAGUUGCGCUCUUCGUGUAUGGAUGCACGCAUCUCGAGCCUUUCCUGCUCAUCCUGGACUACGUGCACAUGGGAUUGUUCAUGCCCCUGCAGGUUUCCGCAUGCACCGAUCCAAUGCUUUUAGCCUUCGGCGUUUCCAGGCUGGCAAGUUUGCUGUCCGUCCCCGACUUUUGCCAUUCUGGUUCCAUGACUUCCCUGCACAGCCCUGCAAGGGUGGACUCGCUGUUGUUGGCAUACGGUCUAUGCAGACUUGGUUUUUUGAUGUCUGCACCUGAUCUUGCCCAUCCUGACCCUUCUCUGUUGUCACAUUGCCAUGGAUGUUCGGGGCCAACGCUGUCGGUUUACGGCCUAUUGUGCUUGGGCCCGCUCCCGCUCUUGCCAGACCACGCUCACCCGGACAGUGCCAUGUUACUUCGCGGCUACUCACGUCCCGAACCCAGCUUGCCGGCCUAUGGGGUGAUACGCACGGGCCCGCUGUUGUCUGUACCGGACUUCAUCAACCCUGGCCCGCCCAUGCUAUGUCGAAGUCUCGUUUGGCUGGGCUUCUCCAUCCCAGCCUAUGGCACAAGCCGCCUUGGCAGCCCUCCGCCGACCCUGGACCCCAUCCACACUGACCUGGCAUCGUUUCUGCGUUCCUUUGCGCAGCCAGGACCAUUGCCACCGACCUAUGGCCUGGUUUGUCCGGAGGCGUCACUCCUAACAUCAGACUUUGCAGAAUGUGGCCUGUUGCUGCUCUCAAGAAGCCUUAUGCGAUUGGGUCCAUUCACACCAGCCUCCGGCUUCUCCGCUUUAGGUUCCAUCCUGCUGGUGCUGGAUUUUGUGUCCACAGACUUCACCAUGCUGCUCAGGUCACCCAUGUGCUUUGGUCCUUUAAUGCUUGUGUAUGGCUUGUCCUGGUCAGGCUCCAGCUUGGUGGUGCCAGAUCUUAUUAACUCGGGCUUUGCAACGUUUUUGAGGUCUUCCUUGUGUCUUGACUCUACGCUCCUUGCGUACGGCGUGUCCGUGCCUGGCCUGAGCCUGUUAAUCUUGGACAUGGCAUGCCCGGGACCUUUGCUUUCUCUGCGAAGCUCUGUGCACACGGGAUUCUCAAUGCUGGUCUACGGAGUGUCUUGGCCAGAGCUGCUACUGCCUGCGCCCGACUCAGUCGUCUUCGGCCCAUCCACACCACUGCAGUCCCUCAUGCGUUCGGGCCUCACGCCAUUCGCCUUUGGCUUGGCAAGGUCGGGGUCUUCCUCGUCGAUGCUUGACUGCGCCUCGAUAGGAUUGCCAAUGUUGCCCCACAGCUUCGUCCAAACGGGCCCUUCCUCGUCGACCUCCGGCCUGUCCCGGUUGGGAUCUCCGACGUCGGUGCUGGACCUCGUGAAGAUGGGCUUCGCUCUUCUGCUGCAGUCCUUGGUCCGUCUGGAUGCAUCGCCUCCGGCCUACGGGCUUUCGAAGUCGGGACUCCCACUGCCAGCGCCAGACUCCGCCAACACCGGCUUUCCGCUGUUGGCAUUUGGCCUGGUCACCAUGGGCAGCUUGCUACCCGUCCCAGACUCUAUGAACAUUGGCCCUUCUUUGCCGCCACAAACCUUUGCAUGGUCAGGCCUGCCGCCUUCUGCUUAUGGGCUAGUGCGACCUGACCUACCCCUUUUGAUGCUGGAUUUUGCCACCUUCGGCUCGCCCAUGUCUCUGCAAGCAUUCUGCUGUCUGGAAGUCGCCAUUUCACCCUACGGGAUCAGCUGUCUGGGAUCAUCACUCUCUGCCUUGGACCACGUUCAGGUGGACAGCUUAAUUUCAGUACGGAGCUUCUGUUGCACUGGCCUCCCCCCUUUGGUUUUCGGCUUGACCAGAUUGGAAUCGUCCUCGCCGGCUUCGGAUUCUGUCCACUUGGAGUCAGGCUUGUUGUUGAGAUCUCUUGUGCGUGUGGGCUCCUCGAUGCCCGCCUAUGGUCUAGCACGAUCAGGGUUACCGCCCCCUGCCCUUGAUCUCAUACACACUGACCUAUCCUUGCCUACUCGUACCCUCAUGCGGGCUGAACUCCCUCUUUUGGUAUUCGGCAUGUCCCGGUCAGAAUCUCUGCCUUCAGUGCUAGACUUCAUUCAUCCGGGUCCCAUUAUGCCAUCGCAGACCUUCUGCAGACUCGGCUUGUUCGUAUUUGUCUACGGUGUGGCACGGGUUGGACUGCCACUGUCGGUGCCGGACCUUGUUCAUCUUGGGCUGUUGACGCCAUUGCGCAACUCUGCGUGCUCUGGCUUGCUUUUGCCAGCAUACGGGUUGGCGCGUCUUGCUCUGUUGCUGUUGGUGUCAGACUUCAUUCACCCAGGCAUGGUGCCUUCCGUAAAGACCUCUUCAUGCACCGGCUUUCUGAUUUCUGCGUAUGGCAUCGUCCGCUUGGGCUUCUCACUGUUAGCUCCGGACCAUGCGUCCUCAGACCCGGCCUUGCCAGCCAGAAACAUGGCUCGAUGUGAUGUGUUGCCGCUGAUCUUCGGCAUGCUGCGCUUUGGCCUGCCCUCCUCUAUCUUGGACAGCGAGACCAUGGGCCUUCCUUUGCCCAUGCAAAGUCUUGCAAGGCCAAGCCUGCUGGUGCCUGUGCUGGGUGCAGGAUGCUUCGGCUUGCUGCUGCUUGCACUUGAUCCUUCAGACUCCGGGAGUUUGCUGUUGAUGAGAUCUUUCGGAACGAUGGAGGCCUCAAUGCCGGCAUCUGGUGCAGCUUGCUUUGACCCCUCCAUCUCUGCCUUGGACCUCUUACAGCCCGGACCGAUAACGCUGCCGCAAAGCUUUGGUUGCCCUGGAUCCGUUUUGGCGGCCUCCGGUCAGAGCCGCUUCGGUGCUUUGAUUUCGGUCUUGGACUUCCUACAGCUCGCGCCACCGCAGUCGAUGCACAGCCUUGCACGGCAAGGGCUGCCAUUUCCGGCCUCUGCAAGCAUCCGGCUUGGCUCCUUGUCUCUCUUGCUUGACGGGCAACACCCAGGUUCUUCGGCUUUGAUGCGCAAUUCUGCUUGGCCUGACACCUUGGUACUUUCGUUCGGCAUCGCCUGGUUUGGAGCAUCUCUUGCCGUGUUGGAUUGCGCAAGUCCUGAUCCUACGUCAUCCCUUCGUAGCAUGGCCACCUUCGGCUUGUUGUUGCUGCUCUCUGGCACGCUGAGAAUGGGACUUAGCAUGCCGGUACCGGAUAGUAUGCAUGCAGAUGUCCCGCUUCUGGUGAAGGCCCUUGCUAGACUUGGGUCCGCCCCCCCGGCAUUUGGGAUCGGCCGUUUGGACCUGCUAGCUUUGAUCUUGGGCGUUGCGGAGAUCGACUUUGCGCUGCCGUUACACAGCUCUGGCUGCCCAGGUCCUGUGCCUUCUGCGUUUGGCAUGGGCUGCUGCGGCUCUUCAUCUUUGGUCUUUGACUUCUCACAGUUUGAAGCCCUCCUAUUUGUGCGAGGUUUCGCUCGCACGGGCCCGCUUUUGUCCCUUUACGGCAUGGUAUGUCUCGGAGCCAGCUUGCCGGCACUGGAUUUCAUCAGUGGUGGCUCAGCCCCGUCCCUGCACAGCUUCGCUCUCCUCGACUUGCCCUUCUUUGCAUCCGGCAUCACCAGAUCUGGACUCUUGACGCCAAUGCUUGACUACCUGACACUGGGCUUCUUCUUGUUCUUGCAAAGCCUUGGCAAAACGGAGUCUCCUGUGCCAGCAUGGAGCAUGGCGAGGUCCGACUCACUGGCGCUGUUGUUUGACCACUUGCGAUCGGGCCUUCCCAUGUCCCCAAGAAAUUAUGUGCGAGGUGGCAGCGUGUCGUCGGUGUUUGGUCUGGCCCGCAUGGAGUCCUCCAUGUCCACUCUUGAUUGUGAGCACGCAGGUUCCCCGUCACCUUUCCAAAGCCUGGCACGUGCCGGGCUCGCUUCGCUUGCCUCAGGUCGUGUCAGCUUUGGGCUCUGCACGCCUGUAUUGGACAUGGUUACUUUUGGCUCCCUGCCGCCGCCCCAAUCCCUUGCCCGCCCGGGCUUUGUGUUGCUGCUCCUGGACCAUGUGGCCUCAGGCUCGGUCCCUUUGCUGCAAAGCCUUCAAAGAUCAGGCCCGGCACUCUCUGCCAUGUCACGUGGGCGUUUUGGGCUCUCGGUCUUCCUCUUGGACUGCAUGCAUACUGAGCCAAGCGCUCUGCUACAAGACUCUGCACGUUUGGGGCUCCUGACGUCCAUCUUCAGCGCGGUGAAGGCUGAGCCUUUGCUUCCUCCACUGGACUCUAGCCACUCCGGGCCAACGUCUUUGGCCCGGAGCCUCGGACGGCCUGGCUCUGCUUUGCCAGCCUCCGGCGUGGCCCGGUCCGACUUCUUUCUGCCGGCCUUUGACUUGGUGCAUGGAGGGCCGGCGCUGUCUCCCCGGAGCUCUGCGCGACUUGGCCCUGCCUUCGCGACUUUCGGCCAAAGUCGAUUGGGUUCACCAGUGCUGGUUUUCGAUUGUACAGAACUAGGUUUCACGACAGCAACUUUCGGUCAAACGUGCUACGGGCCGCCUGCACCGGCCUUGGACCUCACCUCAUCGGGGCCGACGUCUUCGGCACAAAGCGUCACAUUCAUGGGGAGCUCGCUUCUUGCCUUCGGCAUCGCGCGUUCUGGGCUCCCGAUGUCUUUGCCCGACUACCUGCAGCUUGGCCCGACCAUGCUGCCACAAAGUGUGGGUCGCCUUGGCCCAAACUUACUGGCUUUCAGCCUGGCUUGCUUCGGGUCCCCUAUCUCGGUGCUUGACCACGAGACCUUUGGCAGCGUGUCGUCGGUGAGAUCCUUGUGCCAGUCGGGUUCAGCCUUUUUGGCUUUGAGCUGUGGCCGCUCUGGCUUCCCUUUGGUCGCACCUGACCUUUUGCACCCUGGCCUCUUCUUAUUGCCGCAAAGCAUGGCUCAUGCAGGUUUCAUGUCAUUGGCUAUGUCCGCGGUGCGCUUCGGCUUGACGUCAAGCUUGCUGGAUGUGUUCAACGCAGGGCCAUCUCCAGCUCUCAGGUCACUUGCCCGUCUUGGCCCUUCUACAGCUGCCACGGGUAUUGUGCGGCCAGGGCUUUUGUUGACAGCGUUGGAUGCAGUGCAACCGGAGGCUCUGCUGUUGCUGCAGUCUUCCAGCCGACUUGGGUUUGUCCUGUUGGCCUUGGACCUUCUGCAUCUGGACUUUGUGACGCUUCUGAAGGAUUCUGUGUGCACGGACUUUUUGGUCUCUGUGCCAGGCAUGACCUGCUCGGGGUCCUUGAUGCCGGUCCCUGACUUUGCCUUUUCUGGCUUCGCCUUGUUGCCGCAAAGCCUUGCCCGACUUGGCCUUGCCGUGUUGGUGUUGGACUUCCUUCGCCUGGGAUCCCCGCCGCUGGUGCGCGGUCUCGCUCAGCCGGGGCUGGCAUCCUUCGCGUUUGGCUUGUCGCGAUGUGGCGCAACGAUGCCAGCUCCAGAUUCCACAUCUCCGGGCGCCUUGUUGGCUGGCCCAGAUGCUUCGCUUUCUGCUUCGGAUUCCGUGGACCCUGAUCUGGCCUCGCCACCGCACAGCCUCGCAUGCACAGGGCUGCCCACGUCAGCCCCUGACUUCUUGCAGAUGGGGCCCUUCUUGUCUGCUCGAAGCCUCAGUUGUCUGGGCCCAGGGGCGUCUGCCUUGGACUUUUUGCACCUUGGGCCGCUGCUGUUCCUUCGUCGGCUUGCAAGGUCUGGAUCCACGUCUUCACCACGGAGCCUCGCGUGCAUUGGUUUGGCCUUUCUUCUUUUUGCUCCGAGCCGGGUGGGCCUCCUCCCUUCUGCACUGGACUUUGUCCACCUAGACCUUUCGCUCUUCAUGCGAAGCCUUUCGAAACUGGGCCCUGCGGUCACAGCACCAGACCCCCUGCGUCCGGGACUCGCCCUGCUGAUGCAUUCAUCCACUUGUCUCGGACUCAGCGUUUCUGUGUCUGACAAAACUCGAUCAGAGUUCCUGCUGCCAGUCUUGGACCCUACUGAUUUCGGAUUAGCAGCUUUCGUGAAGAGCGCUCUCAGACCGGAUGCUUUGCUGUCGACCUUCAGUCGCUCUGUUUUGGAAGUUCUUAUGCUUCUUCUGGACUGCACCACGCUGGGCGUGUCACUUUUGUCACGAAGCAUGGGCCGGCCAGGGUCAGGCUUCUCCGUGUGGAGUGCUGUUCGCAUGGAGUUGAUGCCAUCCGCUUGCGACUUUUUGCACCUAGACUUUUUCGUGCCCGCACGUAGCCUGGCAAGAUCCGGCUUUAUCAUGCCCAUACUGGAUUUCCUGCAACUGGGCCCGACAACGUUGCUGCGAUCUCACGCACGUCUCGAUGUACUCACACCGGCCACGGCUACAAUGCGGCUAGACUUGCUGCCGUCCAUUCUCGAUUGCAUGCAUACUGGUUCUGUGACUUCGCUCCGCAGCUCUGCGUGGUUGGAGCUUACACCAUCCGUCCUUGAGCAUGUUCAACUAGGCGCCUUGCUGCUUUUGAGAGGGCUCAUUCGUUGCGGGUUAACUACCCUAGCUUUGAGUGCUGCCCGCUCCGGCCCGACCUCACCAAUCCUCGACUCUGCGCAGCCAGACCCCUCGCCUUCUCUUCAAAGUGCAGGAUGCUUGGGCCUGACGGUGCUGGUGAUGGGGAUCAGCCGCUUGGGCUCGCCACUUCCUGCGUCAGACUUUGCUACACUCGGACCACCGCCACUUCCGCGAGGAUUUGCCAAGCUGGGACUUGUAACGCUUAUCCUUGACUUUGUUCGAGCAGGGUUUUCUUUAUCAGCACGUUCAAAAGUCCGCCUUGACUCGGCCAUCUUGAUCUCCAGCAGAGCCACUCUAGGCUUGAUGCCGUCUGCCUUAGAUGCCUCGGAAUCCGGCUCCACGUUCUUAGUGCGUAGCCUGGCAUAUCCUGGGCUGGCCUUGUUUGCAUCUGGAAAUGCCAGGUCUGAACCACCUGCUCCAGUACCCGGCUCUGUGGCUAUUGGGCCAGCGCUCUCGAUUCAAAGCCACUCAAGAUCAGGCUUUGCGGUGCCUCCGCUUGACCCUUUCCGUUUGGGUUUCUUAAUGCUGAUACAGGGUCACUCUCGGCCAGACAUGGCACUGUUUGCUUUCGCCGCGACUCGCCUGGAAGUGUUGUUGCCUGUGCCAGGCCACGUUGAACUGGAGUCUGUGAUGUUGGCAAGGUCCCUUGUUUGGCCUGGGCCAGUUCUUUCUGCACCUGAUGCUGCAUACCUAGGCUUCAUGUUACCCCUGCAGGGCAGAACUCACUUGGACUCUGCUUUUCUGAUCUUCAGUCGAAGCCAAUCGGGUGUUCUCAUGCCAGCUUCGGACUCCCUUCAGCUGGACUUGUCAUUGUCACUCCAUGGCCUUGGCUGCUUUGGAUUUGGAGUGUCUGCCUUUAGCUUCUUGGCUUCUGCUUCGGACUUCUUGCAGCUUGAGCCCUCGUCUUCUCCUCGGACACUUGCUCGCAUGGGAUCACCGUCCCCCGUCUCUGGUGCCACCUGUUUGGGACCGGUGUCGUUUGCUUCCGACGAUUCUCUUCUUGAAUUGACACUGCUGAUUCGAUCUGCGGCUCGAACGGGCCUUCCACCGCUGACAUCUAGCAGAGCGAAGCCGGAUUCGCUUCCUCCGGUGCUUGAUCCUGCAGAAGCAGGUUCCGCCACAUCUGUGCGAAGCCGCACUCAGCCCGGGCUGGAGCUGCCAGCGUCUGGGUCCACAUACCUUGGCCCGCCACUACUUGCGCUCGACUUGGCGGAGUUGGGGUCCCCGCCGUUUGCUCGAAGCCGUUCCAGGCUGGGCCCUCCCACAGCAACUUCCAGCACUGCUCGGCUUGAGUCCUUGGCCCUGGCCCUCGACUUCGCCCACCUUGGCUUCACACCGCUUGCUCGCUCCACCGCCCGUUCGGGCCUGGCAGCCUCCGUGUUUGGCGUGGCUGACAUGGGCUUUCUGACGCUGGCACCUGAUUUUCUGACGCUGGGAUUCCUGCUUUUCCUACGAAGCUCUGGGCACUUGGAAGCUGCAGCAUCUGCAUUUGGCUCUUGCCGAGCUGGUUUGCCCAUGCCCGCAUUUGAUCGCGCGCACUAUGGCCUAUCACCGCCUACUCAAAGCUGCGCUGCUCCGGGGCUUGCAGCGCUAACCUCCGGCAUAUCCAGACCGGGGUCCAUGCCAGCUGCGUUUGACAUGAGUUACUUUGAUUCGGUCUUGCCCUUGCAUAGCUUUGGCCAACUUGGCAGUAUGCUGCCGGCGUCUAGCUUCGCUUGCUUCGGAUCUAUCCCUUUCGUCUUGGACUGUUCGGAGACAGGAUCGGGCAUGCCGACAAGAAGCACAGCUCAUCCUGGCCCUGCCUUGCUGAUCUUCCGCUUUGCGUCUUUAGGCCUUCUAACGUCAAUCCCUGACUUCACAAAUUCUGAAUCAACUUUCUCUCUGCAAAGCCUUGGGGCUGUGGGCCCUGUUGUGCCGUCAUAUGGCAGUGCCUGCUUUGAAGCUCCACCUUUCGCCCUGGACUCCACAGCUCCCGACGCGUCCUCGCUGGUCCGGAGCGCGGUGCGCCUUGAUGCUGCGGCUUCGAUCUGCGCCAACGUCCGCCUGGAAGCGGCUAUGCUGCUGUUGGAUUUCAUGCAGUCGGAGGCGCCCCUGCCUUCGAGGAGCCAUGCCUGCUUUGGCCUUGCAGCCUUUCCGUCUGGUGGAGUUCGGUCUGGCAGCUUGUCGCUUAUGAUGGACCCUGGCCACCCAGGCCCCGCUUUGCCGUCGAGGUCUGUUGCGCACUUGGGCUUCUUGCUGUCUUCGUCCAGUGUUGGCAACAUGGAUGCUUCGAUGUUGGCCUUUGAUUUCUUGCAUCUGGGUUCUCUCCUAUCACCCCGUUCAUCCAGCUGUCCCGAACUUCCUGCAUCUGCUUCUGGCCUGGGAUGGCCUGGUCCCAUCUCGCUUGUGUUGGAUUUUGGUCACUUGGGGUUGGCACUCCUGGCCAGAAGCUUUUCGGAGCCGGGCCCUUCCCUGGCUGUCUCCGGACUCGCUUGCAUGGGCCUGAUGUCAUCUGUUCCUGAUGCCUCUUCAAUGGGCCUUGCUUUGUUUCUGCACAGCGUUGCCAAGCCAGAGGCCACAGUUUCAUUGUCUGGUGAGGCUUGGCCUGAAUCCACACUGCUGGUCUUCGAUUCUGCUCAUGCAGGCCCCGCGCUCUCCUUGCGAUCUUUGGGCCGCGCUGGACCGUCGAUGCCGGUCUCCUCGUCAGUCAGGCUUGGCGCCUUUUUGUCGGCCUUGGACACGCCGGGAGUGACUUCCCCAGCUUUUGGCUGGACGCGCACGGGCUUCAACCUGGCCGCUCAGGGCUUUGCCAAGCCUGGCAGCAUCCUUCCGGUUUUCGGCCGGACGCACCCUGGCCUGCCACCCUUGGCGCUGGACCUUGCGCACCCUGGACCGGCACUCUUUCCAAGAUCCCAUGCGCAACCUGGCCUUGUGACGUCUACUCUCGACUUGCUUGCUCCCGGCUCACCGCUGCUGGCACGGAGCUGCGCUCGGAUGGAGCUGUUGCUGUUGGCCUUCAGCCGUGUCGCUUCGGGGGCGUCGCCGCUGGCUUUGGACUUUCUGCACACGGGACUCACAGCGUUGUCAAGGAGCUGUGGGCAUCUGGGCUCGGCAGUGUCGUUGUGGGGCCGUGCGUGCUCCGGUUUGCCGAUUUUGGCCGUGGACUUCCUGCACCCCGGCUUCUUGUUGUCCAUGCAAGGCAUGGGCAGGUGCGGAGCUUCCCUGUCAGUGAUCUCCAGGGUCCAUUUUGGCUUGUCUCCCUUCGUUCUUGACUCUGUUGUCUCGGGUUUCAUGCUUCCGGUGUCCGGCAAGGCUUGGUCCGGUCCCCUCACGUUCGUCCCCGAUUUCUUGACACUCGGCUCUGCCGCAUCUUCCCGAGGGCAUACCAGGUUUGAGUCUCCUGUUCUGGUUCCUGAUCUCCUCCAUUCAGGCUUCGUGCUGCCUUCAAGAAGCUUUGCGUGCCCUGGCCUUACCCCUUCGGCGGUCGACAGAGUCCGUCCUGGCCUCCCGCUGCCUGUCUUGGACCUCCUCACGUUGGGCACUUCGCCAUCUGUACAGUCGCACUCGCGUUCAGAUCCAUCGAUCUUUGCGCCUGACCUUGUCAGGGCCGACUUGCUGAUGGUGUUGCGAGGCAUCGGGUGCAUGGAGCCAUCCCUUCCUGCUUUGGCGCCGGUGAGGCUCGGGCCGAGCCUUCUGGUCCUGGACCUUGCCUUGAUGGGCUCCGUGCUGCUCGCACUGGACCAUGCGCAAUCGGACUUCUUGGCGUUGUCCUCGUUCUUGUCAGUGCUGGACCUCGUUCACUUGGACUUGCCGCCUUCUGUCCAAAGCCCUUGUCCAUCGUCGUCUGCACCUGGCAGAGCGCAGUCUGGGGUGUCUUUGCCUGUGCCAGACUUCCUACACCUGGGCCUUUCCGUAUCCUUGCACAGCCUUGUGCAGUUUGGGCCAUUGAUGCUCGUCUUGAGCUUUAGCCACCUUGGAUCGUUUGCCUUACUGCGAAGCGCCAUGCGGCCGGGGAGUCCGUUGCUUGCCUCCAGCACCUCACGACUCGGCCUUCCCCCUUUGCUGCUUGAUCGCGUCUCCUUUGACUCUCCUGUGCCUAUUCGUAGCUUCAGUUGCGUGGAAACAGCCCUUCCCGUGCCGGACCUUAGCGGCUCAGGACCAUCCCCCUCUCUCCAGUCACCUGCUCUUCCUGACUUGGUCACGCUUGUGAUGGGUGUUUCUCGAUCAGAAGCAUCCCUUUUCGCUUUGGACCCUGUGCUUUUGGGCUUCCUGAUUCCUGCCAGAGGUCAUACCUGUCUGGGCGUGCUCCUGCUUGCCCUGGAUCCUGCUUGCAUGGGGCUGGUACCGUUUCCGCAAAGCUACGUCUGCACUGAGCUCACAGUUCCUGCAAUCGGUUUAGGUCGGCCUGGCUUGACUUCAUCCGCACUGGACUCCGUAGCUUUGGGAUCAUUGUUGCCAGUUCGACACAUGAGCUGCCUGGGUGCAUUCGUGUCCGUGUGUGGAUUGGCUUGCAUGGGCCUCAGCUCGGCGGUUCCUGACAUGAGCAGCUCAGGCUUCUUCUUGUUGCUUCGAAGCUCGACGUGCUCAGGCCUCUUGCCAUUGGUUGCAGGUACGGUACGAAUGGAAAGUGCGCUCUCGGUGUCGGAUGGGGUGUUGCCUGGGUCGUUCACUCCAGUCCGGCAGUUGGCUCGAUCAGCGGCUUCUGUGCCGGUGCUAGGACUGGCUUGCUUGGGGCUGCCAUCUCUGGCGCUGGAUCCCACGACUCCAGGUUUGGUCUUGCCGGUGCGUAAUAUGGCUCAUCCCGAGUUGCUGCCGCCUGUGCCCCGAGGCACCCAACUUGACUUGCCGCUGCUUGUCCCAGACUCCGUGCAGCUGGAGUCAUCCUCAUUGCCUCGUAGCCCCUCUCAUACUGGACUCGUGUUGUCUGUCCUUGAUUUUCUUCAUCUCGGCUCCCUGCUACUGUUUCGCAGCCCCUCUCAAUGUGAUGCCUCUAUGUUGGUCUCAUCAAGGGUGCGUGUUGACCUCUCGCUGUUGGUGCUGGACCGGUUCAUCCCCGGGUUGCCCUUCUCUCUGCAAGGCCAUUCUAGACUGGGCAUGUCCUUGUUGGCGCUGGAUCUUGCGCGGUCAGGCUCCAUGAUGCCAGUCCGCUCACAUGCCCGAGCCGGGCUGACCCUGCUAGCUUUCAGCCUGGGCCGAUUUGGUGCUCCGCCUUUUGCAUUGGACUUUCUCCACUUGGAACCACCCCUGUCAUCGCGAUCACUCACCCAUCCUGGCUUUCCUGUGUCUGCAGUGAACAGGGCUUGGUUUGACAGCUCCCUCCCUGCACUGGACCUCGUAGAAUCCGGAGCUUCGAUUUUGAUUCAGGCGACGACGCGAUCGGGGUCCACGUCUCCCUCACCUGGAAGAGCACACCCUGGCCUCAUCUUGCUUCCAGUGGACUAUGCAUGGCCCGAGUCGGUGCCUUCCGCACGAUCCUUUGCGCGAGCAGGUGCCUCAUUUCUAGCCACGGGAAUCGCAAGGUUGGGAUCCUUGCCGCUCGUGCUUGACUGCGUGCAGCCCGGGUCUUCGCCUUUCCCAAGGAGUUCUAUGCGCGCUGGUCUCAACCUGCUUGCGCCUGACUUCGCCCGACCUGAUGCCCCAUUGUCAUCAAGGUCUCGCGGCUACCCUGGUCUCACAUCACCUGUGCCUGGCAUGUCCAGGUCUGACUUGUUUUCACCUGCCCUGGACUUUCUUCAGGUCGGCUUACUGCUGCUGCUGCAAACACCUGCUUGCACGGGAUUGUUACUGCCAACCUUUGGCAAGACUAUGCUUGGCGUCUUACUGUCAACGCUGGACCACUUGACAUCAGGAAGCCCUUUGUUUCUUCAACACACGGCUUGCUGUGGUGCCUUCCUGCUGGCGUUCAGCUGUUCACGCUCUGAAGUCUUUAUUUCGAUCUUGGACUGCUUGCACCUGGGUUUGUUCUUGCCCCCUCAAAGCCUCUCAUGUUUGGAGUCGGUGGUGCCCGCGCCUGAUUCUGCUGCGUUCGGCCUUAUGCCUUCCGUGCGGUCCUUUACGCGUAUGGACCUGAGUUUAUUGGCCCCAGAUCUCGCACAAUUCGACUUGCUAGCGUUGGCGCAGGCAAUGAUCAGGAGCAUGGCCCGACCUGGACUUUUGCCUCUGGCGUUUGAUCGCGUGCGCUGCGGAUUUUUGGCGCCAGUCUCAGACUUCCUGCAUUCAGAUCCGCCCGCGUUGACGAGGUCGCUCGUAUGUGCCGGGUCCGCUAUGCCAGUCUUUGACGCGGUAAGGCUCGGAUUGUCGCUGCUUACCGUGGACCACACGUUGGCAGGUCUCUCGCUGUUUGUGCAAUCGCUCAGUUGCCUUGGAAGCACGCUGUCGGCUCCAGACUCCUCGCACCCGGGAUUCUCGCUACCCUUGCACAGCACUUGCAAGCUGGGCCUCACUCUGCCAGCCUUCAGCCGUGUCAUGCCUGACCCGCCGAUGUCAGCUCCGGAUCUUUCCCUCUCUGAUUUCGUCCUUUCCCUGCAAAGCCCUGCCUGGCUAGAGCUGACUAUCUUCGUGUAUGGUUUAACUUGCCCCGGCUCUUUGCCGCCAGUGCCAGAUCUCGUUCACAUGGACUUGCCGGUGUUGCUGCAGAGCUUUGCGCACUCAGGGUUUAUGCUGCUGGCCUAUGGCGUGACGCUGCUCGGCUUCUCGCUUUUCGUUCUGGACCUUCUCCACCUUGACUUUACUCCGCCCUCGCGGUCCUUCGCGUGGCCGGGCCUAAGAUUCUUGGUAUUCAGCCGAUCGACUUCCGACUCCUUGCUGUUGGCCUUUGAUCUCGCACAUCCUGGUUUGUCCUCCCCGCUUCGAAGCUUCAUGUGCCUGGGCUUCACCUUGUCGGCAUAUGGCAUUGCAGAGCCUGGACCACCUUUGCCUGCGCUGGAUUUUGUCCACACGGGCUUCUCAUGCUCGCUGCGCAGCCUUGCGCGACUCGGGCCCUCAUUGUCGGCAUAUGGCAUGACAGCUUCAGGCAGCCUGCUGCCAGCAUUGGACUCCAUGUUCCUUGGCUUCCUGAUGUCACUUCACAGGCUUGCUUGCUUCGACCCGUCCACGUCACUCUACAAUCGCCUGCGGCCUGGAUUCAUUUUGUUUGUCCUCGACUUUCUGCAUCCCGGCACAUCCUUGUCGGCGCAUUCCCUUGCUCGACUGGACGUCGCAGUGCUGGUGUCGGACUCUCUGGAACCAGGGCCUCUUCUGUCGAUGCACUCACUUGGAUGUACAGGUUUCGCGCUGUCUGUGCUGGACUUUUUGCAGCUGGACCCAUCGCUGCCCUCGAGAUCUCCCGCACGUUUAGGCUCGACCCCGUCGGCAACGGGUGCCACGCAGCCGCACCUUUCACUGCCGGUUUCAGACUCUACACUGCUGGGCUCCCCACCUUUCCUUCGAAGUCUUGCGUGCUCCGAGGCACCGGCGCUGGCCCUGGAUCUUUUACGGCCGGGCUUGAACCUAUCUUCAAGGAGCCCUCUUCACAUGGAUCCAACCCUGCCCGUGUUUGGAAAGUGCCGUUCAGAGCUACCCGUGCCUGCGCCGGACCUGGCGAAGAUGGGUUCCAGCAUCUUCCUGAGAUCCCUGCUUCGCCCAGACUCAACGUUACUUACCAUUGGCAUUGCCUGGCUGGGAUUUCUGAUGCUCGCGCUUGACUGUGGGCAUUCCGGUCUGCUGAUGCUGCUGAGAAGCUCCUUGUGCCUUGAGUCCUGUGCGUUCGUCUUGGAUCUUGCAUUCACGGACCUUUCAGUCUCCCUCCGCAGCUUCUCGCGUCUCGAGGCGCCCGCCCCAGCGUCAGACUUCUUGCGCUUGGGCAGUUUCUUGUUGCCUCAAGCGCCUGGGCAUUUAGGUCCGGUAAUGUUAUCGCUUGGAGCUUGUUGCUUAGACCCCACGCUCUCCGUGCCAGAUCCCACUCAGCCGGAUGUGUCCGUCCCCUUGCAAAGCCCUUCGAGGCUGGAUGCCCCGCUGUUGGCAUCAAACUAUGCUAGACCAGGCGUGCUCUUGCCAACUCACAGCUUCACACGCCUUGAGCUCCCGGCAUCUGCAAUUGGGCUAAACUGCUCGGGCUUUGUGUCCUUUCUGCUUGUGACUGACGUCACCGACCUUGGCUUUCCUCUGUUCGUGCAAAGUCUCGUGCAUCUUGGUCCCAUACUGCCCGUCCUUGACUACACUCGAUUGGACAGCCCUCUGUCACUUCGAGGCAUGGCCUGUCCUGAAUUGGGAGUUCCAGUGCUGGACCUCUUGCAUCUCGGACCAAGUUCGUUGCUACGAAGCGUUUCUUGCUGUGAUGCGGCGUUGCUGGUGCCAGACUCUCUUCACCCCGGCUUCCCCCUGCUGACGCGAAGCCCUGUGCAUUUAGAGCCUCCUUCACCUGCCCUGUCAAACUGCAGGACGGGCCCAACUUCGCCGGCUUUGGAUUAUGUGCAUGCAGGAAGCCCGCCUUUGGCAAGAAGCCUUUUUCGACUUGGCAUGCUGAUGCUGGUCUUGGAUCUUGUUCAGCCUGGGCUGAUGCUGUUUCUUCGUUCGCUUGUCCGGCUUGAGUUCACGCUGUCUGCGCCAGGCUUGACUUGUGUGGGUUUCGUGUUCUCCCUGCCAGUGAUAGAGUAUGCUCAUUUCGAACUGACGCCGCCUGUCAGGAGCCUUUCGCGGCUUGAGCCCCCUCUUGCAACAAUGGAUCUCGGGCGCUCGGGCCUACCGAUGUUGCCCCGCUCUUGGUCCCGUCUCGGGUUCUUGGUGCCUGCGCUAAGCGCUUGCAGGCUGGAUGCCACACUGCCCGCCCUGGACCUCACUGAGUCGGGCUUCCUUCUGCUACCCCAAAGCUUCAGCUGUGCCGGAUCAGUGCCGCUUGUGUUGGACUCCGCGGAGCUGGGACUCCCCCUGCCACUGCACUCCUUCUGUCGCCCUGGCUUCGUGGUGCUCGUGUCCAGCGCGAGUCGGCCCGAACCUUUUCUGUCAGCACUGGACCACGUGCACUUUGAUCCACCCAUCCCUUUGCGAAGUCUCCCAUUGCCAGUUAUGGGUGAAGUGCGGCUGGAGAGCUUGCUGCCUGCGUCAGACUUCCUCCAACUGGAGGCCCUGAUGGAUGCCUUCACGUCACCUCUUGGAGUGAGCCGUCCCGACCCGCCGCUGCCUGUUCUCGACUUUCUUCACUUGGGUUUGCUGUUGCCGGCACGCUCCUUGGUUCAGCCGGAUGUGAACCUGCCAGUGCUUGACUUCCUACAUCCAGGCUCAUUCCUGCUGCUGCGAGACCACUUCCGCCUCGGCGCGUCUUUGCCGGCCACGGCCGUUUCCAGAUUCGGACUGCUGGCGCCGGUGCCUGACCCCAUAGAGCUGGGCUCAGCGCCAUCUGCACAUAGCCCUUCGCAUUCGGAGGCAACGGUUCCAGUGCUUGGUCACACGCGCCCUGGCUUUCUUUUGUUGUUGCGAAGCUUCAGUUGUCCUGGAUUUGUGCUUUCUGCGUUAGACUUUCUGCAUCUCGGCCUGUUGCUGUUGCUCCGAGAUGUGGGUCAGCUAGGGCCCUCACCGAGCGUCUCCAGUCGUGCGACAUGUGACUCAUUGUCGCUGGCACUGGACUUUCUGCAAUCAGGACUUGUGCUGCUGCUCAGAAGCUAUUUGUGGCCAGAGGUGAGCCUACCCGUUCCUGACUUCGCACACUUGGGGCCUCCGCUGCCACCCAGGAGCUUCUGCUGCUUAGAAUUCAUGGCGCUGGUGCCAGGCUCAACGCGGCCGGGUUCUGUAUCCUUGCCGUCGGCCACUGAAAGUACACUUUUGGACCCCUCGAUGCCUCCUCGGAGCUUUGGACGUGUUGACUCCGUCUUGUUGGCCUUAGAUUUCUUGCAUCCAGGCGUGCUGCUGCCCUUGCAGUCCCUCCACUGCACUGAACCCACAACCUCGGCCUUUGGGGAGGUGUGUCUAGGCUCAUCUCUCCCUGCACUGGACCUCACAGUUCCUGGGCCGCCCCUCUUGCUGCGAAGCAUGGCUCGCUCUGGCUUCAUGCUGCUGGUGCCGGAUUCCCUGCAAUCAGACUUUUCACUGUUGCCGAGAUCCUUCGUGCAACUUGGAGCUUUGCUGCUGGCAACGAGUAGCGUGCACUAUGAGCUGACGCUGCUGGCUUUGGAUCCUGUGCAUUCGGGACUUGUAAUGCCUGAGUAUGUCCUUGCGAUCGGAAGCCCUGCUUCGAUUUACCAGAUGGCGCGCUUCGAUGCUUCGCCAUCGGCCUCGGAUUAUCUGCGCCCGGGGCCUUUGAUUCCUCCACGAAGCCUUGCCAAGCCUGGCCUGCCGUUUUUGGUCUCCGGCACCUGCCAGCUGGAGCUGUCCCUCUUAAUCUUGGACUUUACGGACUUGGGAUUCGUGCUUCCUGUGCAAAGCCCUGCUCGUAUUGGCUUGGCCUUGAGCGUCCUGGAUUUCAGCAUGCUUGACUUAUCGGCUCCAUCCAGAAGCUUCGUUUGCCUGGGCUCUGCAGCUUCCGCCUCGUCUUCUUGUCGCUUGGGCUCCAGUCUUUUGACUCUUGACUCUGUGCAGCUGGGGGCUUCGACCUCCACAAGAAGCCUCGGGCAGCCUGACCCGCUCGUGCCUGCACUCGAUCUUGCUCAUCCGGACUUUGCACCCUUGAUCCGAUCUUUCGUCUGA